CUGCAUAUCGACUAUCGAUCCAUGUGCAUUUCCGACGUACCACGCAAGGUUUACCCGUUACAUUCGAGCUCUGCAUCAUGGACGAGUCACAACGCCACCUUGAUUCCAUACUAGUCCUCGAAUCAAUGCCUCAGCAGCUGGAAGCAAGAUCUGUCGGCGAUGAUUGGACUGGUAUCACAAGCCCAACAGAGAGAAGAAAACGGCAGAAUCGGAUCCAUCAGAGGCUGUACCGCAGAAACAAACGCCCUAUCGUCAAGGGUCUGCGGAGCCCGAAGUACAAUUACAUAGAAAGUGCCAGUACCAGAGCAGAGGAUCUGGUACCGAAACAAUCGAGGGGGGCCAAAGGGAGAGAUAUCCAGCCAGAGGUCCAACAGCCAGAGGGUUACCUCCUCUUAUCUACUCCUGAGUCGCGUGAAGCGUUUCAUAGCUUUACGCAAAGAGCGUACCAGAGUUACAAAGAUGGCGAGCCUCGACUUGACCAGCUGAAUAUUUUAGUAAAGGUCAACGUCCUUGCUGCCUUCGCACAUAAUGCGACCCUACUUGGUUUCAAUUUUCAAGGACUAUGCUGCCCAAAACUCGUUUCACCAUUCAAUCAUGUGGGUUCUGACGUUCUCCAGAUGGUCCUACCGUCACGGACGCUUCCGGAUGUGCUGAGGCCUACAGCAUUGCAAUUAACUGUGCGACACCAUCCUUGGAUCGACCUCAUACCUGUCCCCCGGUUACGUGAUAAUAUCCUGCUUACUAUUCAGGAGGGUCUCCACGACAAUACCCCCUUGGCUAUGGAUAUCCUCGAUGUGCAAGACCUUAGGAGCGAAGCAGCUUGCCUCAUCGUCUGGGGCGAAUCCUGGGACCCAAAUGGAUGGGAGAUGAGCGUACCGUUCUUGCGGAAGUGGGGUGGUUUACUUGAGGGCUGCUCUGAAAUGAUAGUGGCAACGAAUUGCUGGCGCCUCAAGAGAGGCGAGAGGACCAUGGCUUGUAAUUCUUGACGCGUACUAGGAUAUGUGAAUUCCGUGCUAACCUUGUUGCUAAAAUUAUAUAUCACAACGUACGAUCAACGAGUAGAAUGCAACAGUUUUUCGCAAC
Molecule: messenger RNA, 1083 nt
Organism: Fusarium redolens
Lineage: Eukaryota; Fungi; Ascomycota; Sordariomycetes; Hypocreales; Nectriaceae
Exons: 2
Coding region: 78-986 (302 amino acids)
Source: RefSeq, a predicted model, not a curated record